AUGAGUCUGUGCUUUGAGUCAACUUGGUACGAGUCUACGUUUGGUCUUCGGUUGAUGAUGGAUGUUGAUAUUGAGAGUUUGUAUGCUAAUUUAUUGUUAUCAGAGAAAGAGUGUGAGGAUGCUGCGGUGGAUGUCCACCAAGUGGAGAAUGUUCUAGCUCGAGGGGAGCACUGUUUGCUUAUAAAGUUGUUGACUCGGAAGCAUUACAACCAUGAAGCUUUCAAGCAAACUAUGAGGAAGAUUUGGAGGCCUGUGCGAAGUAUGAAGUAUUGUGAUCUGAGUCCGGUAUUCACCCUGGUGGAAUUUGAAGAUCCACGAGACAAGAUGAAAGUGCUGAAGGAGGGGCCAUGGUCUUUCAAUAAGCAAUUGGUCCUCGUAAAGGAGUAUGAUGGUAUGAUUCAGAUUGAUAGUCUGAAUAUUAUUCAUGCCUCUUUUUGGAUCCGGAUUCAUGAUCUCCCACUCAUGGCCUAUAAUAUGUAUAUUGGUAAGUUGAUUGGUGGAUUGUUGGGGGAGUUCUUAGAAGUUGAUUUGGAUGAGGGUGAAAUGGAGUGGGGUGAAUAUAUGCGGGUCCGAGUGAGGCUUGAUAUCUCACAGCCUUUGCAACGUAGGAAACGACUGAAUUUGGGUGGGGGAAAAUCCUGCUGGGUUCGCUUAUCGUAUGAGCAUUUGCCGGAUUUCUGUUUCACUUGUGGAAUUUUGGGACAUACUCAACGGGAAUUUGACUGUUAUUGCCUAGAGAAUGUGAGUUCUUCUUCUCCUACUUACGCUUCUUGGCUAUUGGCUGGUUCUUCCGUUAAUAGAAAGGGUGUAAAAUCGGGGCAACAGGUACAUACUGGGAUGCGAGGGGUGACGGAGCCACCAGUUCCCACAACGGAGAGGGAGUCUCAACUGCACGAGAAAGCCAGGUCCCUAAAAAACGUGGAUGAUGCGGUUAAUAGAGCUGAUUCAGAAACUUGCUUAGUAGCUACGAAAUUUGCGGUAUCAGACAUUGGGAGUGGGGGAUCAGUUUCAAAGUUACUACCUGAUGGUGAACGAGAGGUUUCCAUAAAUUUAGGAGAUGAGCAGAGUUCAAAACGGGGUGAUCUGUUGGUGGAGAAUGUUACGGAGUUAGUUGAGGAAGUGGAGAAUGGGCUGCUAACCGAUGUCCCGAUAGCUAAAGAAAUGGGCCCUAUGGUGGGCUUAAAGGAUGAUGACCCAACUCGGUUUGAUCUUCUCUUGUCAACCCAGGCUGUGGAUUAUCUCUAUUGA
This is a messenger RNA of Juglans microcarpa x Juglans regia, 1248 nucleotides long. RefSeq lists its product as uncharacterized. Bases 1 to 1248 code for a protein of 415 amino acids. The transcript has a single exon. The record is from RefSeq and is a predicted model, not a curated record. Lineage: Eukaryota; Viridiplantae; Streptophyta; Magnoliopsida; Fagales; Juglandaceae.